UAAAUGAACUUUGCAUAAACUCUAAAGUCAACGUUUCUUUCUUUUUUUAAUAUUAUUUUAAAUAUUCUCAUUGACAGUCUCGUUCAGCAAGGUCUAGGACUAUGGAUAAGAUUGUUAAAGUUGUUAAAGGAGCCUCUAAGGGUGAUAAUGUGAAAAGAGAUGACGAUUGGGCUGAUCGUUUAAGCUCUAGAUAUACUGUAGCGAUAAUUGUAGCAUUUGCAAUUAUCGUAUCAGGCCAACAGUAUUUUAUUGGGAAACCCCUUAACUGUUGGGAGCCGAAACAUUUCACCGGAAGUCAUAAGAAGUAUAUGAAUUCUUAUUGCUGGGUUAAAAAUACUUAUUAUCUUCCAUUUGAUGAUUAUAUACCGAGAGAGCAUGAAAAUGAAAAAAGAAGAGUAUUACCCUAUUAUCAAUGGAUACCUUUUAUAUUGCUAGGACAGGCUUUGUUCUUCUAUAUACCAUCCUUCGUUUGGCAUGGAUUAAACGAUCGUGCCGGAGUGGAUUCGGAUGAUAUUCUCAAAACUGCUCACAAAAUUGCAGAUAUGAAAGAAAAGAAGAAACGAGAGGAGACCUUAACGUUCUUGUCUAAACAGAUACAUCGCUUCCUGACAGCUACAAGUGCCAGGAAAGGAGAAAAUAAUUCGACCUUGAACAAAAUCAAAUCUGCUGUGUGUUCCAGACGUUUUUCAGGCUAUCUCUUAAUGAUAUUCCUCUUUUCGAAAGUUUUAUACGCCGCAAAUGUAAUUAUUCAAUUACUCGUUUUAAAUAAAAUAUUAGGAACGAAGUAUGGAGCGUUUGGAAUCGAUUUCCUUAAAGGAAAAGAGCAUGCAGACCAUUGGAUGAGCUCAGCCAGUCAUACCUUUCCUACGGUUACUAUGUGCGACUUUUUCGUCAGGCGUUUGGGAAACGUCCAUCGCUAUUCUGUUCAAUGCGUACUCCCUAUUAAUAUGUAUAAUGAGAAAAUCUAUGUCUUUUUAUGGUUCUGGUUUAUGAUGGUUGCUGUUAUAACCGUGUUGAACUUUUUAACCUGGCUGAUAAGAUCUAUCUUACCGAGUGAUAAGUUACGCUACAUUAAAAAUCACUUGGCAACAGCCAGAUUUCAAGGAGAGCUCGCCGAUGAAAAGAUUAAAUAUUUUGUUACUAAAUAUCUGAGAAGCGACGGUAUCUUUUUGAUUCGUCUUAUCGGUCAUAAUUGUAAUUUUAUAACGACAAACGAUAUUACUGCCGCACUAUGGAAAGAACAUAUACAGAAUUUACCACCGGAAGAAAAAAGUAAUGGACAAGAUCAACUUAUAAAGGAUACAGAAGAUGUUUAG
Molecule: messenger RNA, 1316 nt
Organism: Dimorphilus gyrociliatus
Lineage: Eukaryota; Metazoa; Annelida; Polychaeta; Dinophilidae
Source: the annotation of a GenBank genome assembly